GAGCAGUGGCCGAGCAGAGAAGCAGCUGCAGCAGUUCGCGGCCUGAGCAGGCAGGCCAACAGCAGGAGGGCCACCAUGGGCACCGUGCUGAGCUUCAGUCCGCGCGAGCAGCGGCGGCCGCCGUACUCGGAGUUCACGUUGAACAACUUCAGCUACGAGCAGCUGAACAACGUCAAGAACAACAAGCAGCUGGAUAACGCCAACAGCAACAACCAGGACAUCAUCUCUGAGAAGAACGCCCUGGAGAAGAACAACUUCAAGAAGCACUCAUUGUUCAUCAACGCGCUGAGUUGGAAGCGCUUCUCGACGGCCGCCUCCACCAAGAAGAAGCAGCAGCUGGACAACAAGAACAACCUGAAGGCGGCGGCCGCCUACAAGCCGCCGCUGCUCGUCGACAACAACAAGAACAUCCACAAGGCGAUCGCCUGCUACUACCCCAAGGACAACCUCAACGCGACCAACAACAAUGCCGAGAAACUCGUGUCCAAGCCGACGCUGCCGGCGCCGCCGUCGGCGCCCCCGGCCGUCGUCCUGGUGCCCGCCUCGGCCCAGCAGAGGCCGCAGUCGGUGCCCAUCGCGCCCGGCGCCCCCCGCAAGACGGUCAUCCAGGCGUCCACCUCGGAGCUGCUCAAGUGCUUGGGCCUCUAUUUGCACUGCAAGUGCCGCAAGCUCAAGGACUUCCAGGCGGGCGACGCCGUCAUGUGGUUAAGGACUGUUGACCGGAGCCUGCUUCUUCAGGGUUGGCAGGACGUGGCCUUCAUCAAUCCGGCCAACAUCGUGUUUGUGUACAUGCUGGUGCGCGACCUGGUGCAUGAGGACGUCGAGUCUGAGCAGGAGCUGCAGGCGGUGGUGCUGACCUGCCUGUACCUGUCGUACUCGUACAUGGGCAACGAGAUCUCGUACCCGCUCAAACCCUUCCUGGUGGAGGACAGCAAGGAACGCUUCUGGGAUCGGUGUCUGCACAUCGUGUCGCGACUUUCGCGCAGCAUGUUGCGCAUCAACGCCGAGCCAGGAUUCUUCACCGAGAUCUUCACCGAGCUGAAGGCGUGCGGCACGCGCCACCUGCAGCAGCAGCACCAACAGAUGCAGCACCAGUUUCAGCAGCUGCAGCUGGCCGCCGGCGUCGUCACCAACAAGGGUGGCAGCAAGUCGACGCCGAGCACGCCCAUGUCGCCGACGUGCGCGGCCGUUGCGCUGCCAUCGGCCUGACGCGCGCUCAGCCCAGCCUCUUCCGUCCCAACCGCCGCCGUCUGCCAGGUCCACCACCAACUGCAGAGAACGUCGAUCAGCCUGCUGCCAGGGGUGCACCAGUUGCGCAGGCAGUACAUCACCACCGUGUGACCCCACGACCUGCACCCGCUCAGGGUCACGGCCGUGUAGCUGCCGCAAAAGAAAGAAGUGGAAAGGGAUGAGGAGAGAGACCGGGCUGACCAGAGAAAGACUGCAGUUCGUUUUUUGUGCGCUGGUACCAACGUCCCGCGAAAGUGCGCGGGGCGUCCCAGUCGGAAAAUACUCUAGACAGACAAAACAGUCGUUGUUGUUGAAAGGAGCCGGGAUAGGACUGAUCUUUAGUGAGGGGUGCUGAAAGGGUGGUUUUUAUUCAUUCCAAAGUGAAAAGCAGAAGUUUAGUCGGGAGACGAUUCGCAGCUGAAAGGCCUGGUUUGAAUUUAAAAAAUUUGGCUUCUCAAGUAGUCUGGCAGAAAAAGGCGCUCGAGAAAGCUUUUCUGUGAUAUAAAUUAUUAUUUUUCUUAGUUUAAAGUACGAAGCAAGUUGAUGGAAUUGCUUUUAUCAUAUAAGAAGCGCUAUUAUUAUUACCAAGUUGAUUGAAGUGUCACUUUGAUGCCAUAAUUCAUGGUAGAUGGCUGUUAUUAAUUUGCGUGACAUAGAUUAGAUUUAUACAAGGAUUUCAUGCUAACAAUAAAAGCCACCUUACAACUUUCCCACCUAUAGCAGAAUUGAGCAGGAUUAUUCCAAGUCUGUUAGACACGCUUUUGAAAAAAUCUUGGAAACAGUUUUUAUAGUUUUGCUCUCAUUUGCAAAAAGAGUGCAGAUUUUAUUUUUAAAAUUUCUGAAAUUUUAAAAUAGAACUGAUAAUUUUACAAUUCUGCGUAGUACCUACAAAUUAAAUGACUCAAGGAGAUGAUAAAAAUUAAAAAUUUUUUUUUUUGCUUCAAAACUUUUUGCCAUAGAAAUUUUCUUUUCCCACAAGUAGAGGGUGUGCAUCUCUGUGGCUCUGUGCGCGAGAUGAGAGAGAACCGCACUGCGCAGGGAUUCUGCAAACGAGGCCCUUCAGUCUGCGAAUCGCGAUUUCGCAAAAAUCGAUAGCCAAGUGCCCACUUGCAUGUAAAAAAUAACGUGUCUCUCCGAUGCUGUAAAAAGUUAAUAAGGAGCCGUAUUCGCGCCCAGAGUUAUUGUUGCUUGGAACUCUAAUCAGUAUUGGUUGGAAGGCAGACGGCAGCAGAUUUUUAAUUGUUAUACCAUUUCGAGAGUGUGAAGUGUGAAAGAUUAAAAAAAAGACAGCGGGGAGCACAAGAAGAUGAAAGUGUCGCGCCUUCGGUGUCUCUUGUUCGUGUGCAUUUUAGGGCAUCUCUUGGUAGACGCAGACACAUUCACAGGCUCAGUCAGUACUUUUCAUCCAAUAAUAUGAUGUACAUAGCAUAGUAUACACUCGAAAAAAAAAUGAUACCGACCAUGAUCAUGAUAUUUUUCAUUUUCGUGCGAAAUUUACUAAUUAUAGCCUUGCAUUUUUGUAAACUUGGUUGAUUUCCUUUCCGCCGGCUGAGUUUUUCAUUUUAAAAAAGACGUACGGCUGCUCAAUUUUUGGAAUUUCCACUUUUUCAUUAUUUCAGUGAUAUUGAUUUUGUACAUUAACUAUGAUAUUUAUGUAAACACCGAUGCAUUCCCCACUACGAUAUUAUUAUUAUUAUAACUACAGCUUGUAUAAAAACCUGCAAUUAGCGUGUAAAUGGUUUAUUGGUCUGUAAAGUUAUGUCGUUUCUUUUGGAACGUUUUCUCUCCACUUGUCCUCGAGAUUCGUGGAUUAGGCAGCUCACACCAAAGAUUCUCAUUCGUGAUAUAUUGUUUCCUCUCUCUCUAUAUCUAUGGAAAAAAAUACGAUGAGUGAAUGGAAUUUUUGAAGAAAAAAAUUUAAUGGAAGUAAUUAAGAAAAUUUGCGCGUGUGCAUGAAAAAGCAAGAGCGUUUACUCGUCUAAAAAUUUUACUAAGUAAGAUGCAGGAAAGUGAUGCACUUUCAGCAGACACAGCACGUCCCACGGUUACAUUAAUUAUAAUUAAAUAAAUUCCAGAGGAUAGCGCGUAUUGUAGAGAUUUAUGCUGUUACAUAAAGGGUUCGUUGAGAAAAAAAAUUAAUUGCGGAUGAAAGAAAUUCACUUCGAGUUGAAAACUCAAUUUCAUGAUGUGUUUGUUGUUGGGGCGUGAGAGGGAAAAAUAAGGAGACGAGUGCGUGCAGUUCGCGAGCUAUAAAAAGUCCAGCCACACUGCUUUUACAGUCACACACUUUUAUUUCGGAGAACUAAGUAACUAGCCCCGGUUUCGGUUGAGGAUCGUGUUCCACGCAACGAUUUUCUGUGUAUUGAUUUGUUUGACAGUCGAUGAACUUGUGAUAGAAAGUCGUAAAAAGCUUGGCCACCGUAAAAACGAUGUUUGUUUCCCGUGCUGAAGAAAAUACUCAAAAUUUAUAUAGCAGUCCAAUUUCGAACACCAAUCGAGAGUUUGAGCGAGUGAUUUGAGAAUAUAAUUAAAAGAGCACCCUCUGCUCCGGCGGCUCACUCGCGAGGUGAGCCCGCCGCCUGCAGAGGACGACUUUUUAGAAAAAACGGAAUGAGAGAAAAAAAAAUAUGUUUUCGGUUAUUUGAAGAGAGUUUACGUGUGUAAAAAGAAGAAAUUAACGGUGUAAAAUUCGAAAUGAAAAAUUGUGGCACGGAAAGAGUUCGCUAGUAACAUGUAAAAAAUGUCGAUAAAAGUGAAAAGUUUCGAGACGACGAUCACCAAAAGUAAAGAGCGUGUACAAGGUACAAAUACUGUUUUGUAAAUUGCUGUUGGAAAAGCAAACUAUUAUAAAUAUAUUUUGGGCACACUCACACGACUAGCUUGUAUUGUAAAGAGUAUUUGAGCGAACGCAAAAAUAAAUAAUUCAUUUGUGAAAUUAAGAACAAUUGUAAUUUUCUCGGAGACCAAAUCGCUAUGAAGACGAGUGUGAAUAAUUGAGAUCGAUCUGCUUUUGCUUGUCGCUAUGUUUUCCGUUCUUCUUUUCCGGUUUUCUACCCUCCAUUGUGAACGAGAGUGUAUAUGUGCAAAGGUGCAAAUUAAUAAAGAAUACCCUUGAUAUU
This is a messenger RNA of Neocloeon triangulifer, 4349 nucleotides long. RefSeq names its product cyclin-dependent kinase 5 activator 1 (gene Cdk5alpha). Lineage: Eukaryota; Metazoa; Arthropoda; Insecta; Ephemeroptera; Baetidae. The coding region runs from base 76 to 1209 and encodes 377 amino acids. Gene Ontology annotation, molecular function: protein kinase binding; cyclin-dependent protein serine/threonine kinase activator activity. The transcript is spliced from 2 exons. The record is from RefSeq and is a predicted model, not a curated record. Gene Ontology annotation, cellular component: cytoplasm; protein kinase 5 complex. Gene Ontology annotation, biological process: activation of protein kinase activity; positive regulation of cyclin-dependent protein serine/threonine kinase activity.